Molecule: messenger RNA, 1104 nt
Organism: Lodderomyces elongisporus
Lineage: Eukaryota; Fungi; Ascomycota; Pichiomycetes; Serinales; Debaryomycetaceae
Gene: ETR1
Product: Etr1p
Exons: 1
Coding region: 1-1104 (367 amino acids)
Biological process (GO): fatty acid metabolic process
Cellular component (GO): mitochondrion
Molecular function (GO): trans-2-enoyl-CoA reductase (NADPH) activity
Source: RefSeq, a predicted model, not a curated record
AUGUUGAGAUUGGCGCCAUUGACAUUCAAGAGAUCAAUGAUUACUGCACAAGCUGUUGUUUACCAAAACCACGGUCCACCAAAGGACGUCUUGUUCACUCAAAAGUUUACCAUUGACGAUGACAAUUUAUCGGCAGACCAAAUUGUUGUGAAAACCAUUGCCUCACCAGUAAACCCUUCUGAUAUCAACCAAAUCCAAGGUGUUUAUCCAUCAAAACCAGAAAAAACUUUGCAAUUCGGCACAAAAGAACCAGCUGCUCCAUGUGGUAACGAAGGUUUAUUUGAAGUUUUAAAAGUAGGCUCCAAUGUCAAGAAUUUCCAACCUGGUGACUGGGUCAUUCCAGCCCAGGUCAACUUCGGUACAUGGAGAACCCACGCCUUAGCUACUGAAGACGAUUUCAUCAAGUUGAAAAAGGGAUUAACCGUUAACCAAGGUGCAACAAUUUCAGUUAACCCACCAACUGCAUACCUCAUGUUGACCCACUAUGUCAAGCUCACUCCCGCUAAAGAUUGGUACGUUCAGAAUGGAGGUACCUCAGCAGUGGGUAGAUAUGCUUCACAGAUUGGUAAGCUUUUGGGAUUCAACUCAAUCUCUGUUGUUAGAGACCAACACGAGUCAACAAGCACAAUUGGCGAGUUGGAAGAGUUGGGUGCUACAAAAGUUAUUACAGAGAAGCAAAACCUGGACAGAGAAGUAAGUGCACAACUUAAACAACAAGUGAAGGAUACUCAAGGUCAAGUCAAGCUUGCACUCAAUUGUGUUGGUGGUGCAUCGUCUCAAGGCAUUGCUAGAAAACUUGAUAGAGACGGAUUGAUGUUGACUUAUGGUGGAAUGUCAAUGAAACCAGUGACCAUCCCAACAUCCCUCUUUAUCUUCAAAAACAUCACUACCGCAGGUUUCUGGGUCACUGAGUUGUUGAAAAACGACCCUGAAUUGAAAGUGAAAGUAUUGGACCAAAUUCAGGAUUGGUACGUUGAUGGUAAAUUGAAAGAUUACCCAAGCAAGGUUUUGAAUGUUGGACAAGAUAAAUUGGAAGACUUGCACAAGACAUACCUCGAAGGUACUGAAGGAAGUGGCGGUAAAUAUUUGGUCGAAUACAAAUAA